Mustela lutreola (European mink) is the source of this 1973-nucleotide messenger RNA. RefSeq names its product ADP-ribose pyrophosphatase, mitochondrial-like. The transcript is spliced from 5 exons. Lineage: Eukaryota; Metazoa; Chordata; Mammalia; Carnivora; Mustelidae. Bases 989 to 1321 code for a protein of 110 amino acids. The record is from RefSeq and is a predicted model, not a curated record.
CAUGAACUCAUUCAUUUUACAGAUAAUUCCUAGGCUAAGAGUCCCUCAACUCUGAGUCAAACCCUGUGGAAGUAGACCCAGACCCUUCCUGACUCUUGGGAUGGCUAGAUUUCUUUCUCUCUUUAGAUUCACUGCUUCCAGUCCCACUGGGAAGGCUGUCUUUAAACUCUAAGGGUAAAUCCAAGUGAACGUUUUCAUUCCCAGGCAGUUCAAUAGUGAUGAUUUAUUGCUACGAAUUAGGUACAAAGGUGCUGAGAGAACUGGAAGUGCCACCAGAGGAAGGUGAGGCAAUCCUGAGAUUAGCAACUGCUGGAUGCACCUCCUCCCCUAGGGCUCAGGGGACAAAGGGAAGAAGCUGCCAGAACCAAGAAGGUCUUGCCCAGUGAGAGCUGGAGCCGUGAAGGAAGUAACAAUGACUGCCGGAGGUCCCUCCCAAAUCAGAGGAAUCCCCUGGUUUCUUCCUCCCACCCUCCAGGGCCACCCAGUGGUAGAAAGCAGAAGCCAGUGGACAAGACGACAGAGAGCAGGCAGGGGUCAGAGCAGAGUAGGAAAAGGAGGUGGAAUAGAGAGCACAGUGGCAAGCCACUGGCGUUCCAAGCUUGGGCGAGGCAUCUGCUUACCUCUGGGACUCUGGGAUUCUGCAGGAGCAGAACAAACUUUCUUUCUAAGCCCCAGAACUCCCUUCCUCCCUCUGUUCCCCUUUUGCACUUUUUGCUUCUAUUCUUCUGUCCUCUUUUCUACUAUAAUUCCCUUAUAUUUCUUUUUUUUCUCUCUUAUUCUCUAGUUCUCAUUUUUUUCUUCCUGUUCUAGUAGACAUCCUCCUAACUUCUCUUUUCUCCCUGGAGUCUCUGCUCACCUCGGUUUGUCCUACUCCUUCCUGGGCAGGAUGAAGCCUUCUUCAGCAUGAAGGAGAGGAGCAGAUUCCUAUGCAGUUCUUUGCACAGUGCACACAGCAAAUUUUCGACAAUGAUAAUGAUGACAAUGGUUGAUGAUGGCCAGCUCCUGGCAUGCUGUAGCCAAUUCUUCUUUGAAGAGAAAGAUGAAGCAAUUUGCCCACGCCAUUUGGCCCAGCAGCUGCCCCAACAUCUCCGCUGGUUGGAACCCGCCUUCCUCAGGUGGGUUUCCUCCAAGCUUCAUCAUGUCAGAUUCAAAGGCCGCUGCUGAGAACCCCCACAAGAAGACCAGGACCUCUCCAUACCCUGGUUCCAAAGUGGAGGGAAGCCAGGUCCCGGACAAGAAACCAUCAAAAGGAAGGACUGUGGAGAAUGGACCAUCCCAGGGGAAAUGGUGGAGCCAGGAGAGAAAAUUAGUACCAUACUGAAGACAGAAUUUGGGGAGGAAGCCAUGAACUCCUUAUAGAAAUCUAGAGCAAAGACUUCGGAGCUGGAGAAACAGCUGCACAAACUAUUCGAUCAGUAACACUUGGUGUCUAUAAAGGUUACAUGGAUGAUCCCCGCAACACAGAUAACUCGUGAAUGGAGACAGAGGCUGUGAACUACCACGAUGAUACAGGUGAGAUAACUGACUGUCUUCAUCUGGAAGCUGGUGAUGAUACCCAGAAAGUGAAAUGGGUAGACAUCAAUGAUCAACUCAAACUUUACGCCAGGCAGUCCCAAUUUAUUCAAUACAUGGUUGAGAAAUGAGGUGCCCAUUGGAGGGAAGGCAUGGACCCCAAUGCCAUGAAUAGUGACUUGGAGUCUCCCAAAAGCCUUCAAAUGGACAUGGGUCUAUAUGAAACAAACAGCCCGGAACCUGUGCUGAACAGGGGAUAGAGGGAACUUCUUUUGAUGAUUAUUUGCAAAACUGUUCGCCCUGUGAAGGCUUUGUGUCAGGGAAUAAUAUUUGAAAAAUACAGGCAUUCAGGAUCAAAACCAUUUUGGUUUUCCAAUUGGAAGAGGAAUAUAGUCAUUUGUUGUAUACGUUGUAUACUUGGCUGGUAAUCACAUUAUGCAACUACUGCUCUUUGAAGAGUC